Molecule: messenger RNA, 1758 nt
Organism: Serendipita indica DSM 11827
Lineage: Eukaryota; Fungi; Basidiomycota; Agaricomycetes; Sebacinales; Serendipitaceae
Source: the annotation of a GenBank genome assembly
AUGUCCCCCGUGCACAGCGCGGCUUCAACUCCUCCAUUGGCAAACCAGACAUCCGCAAUGACCUCGUACGCGACCCCCUAUUCGCUCUCAAACUCGGGCUACGCUGCCCAAGCUGCCCCCUUUCCCCGACGCGCAGAGCAUUCGUUCCCGCAGUAUCAAAUGCAUAAUCAGGCCCAGAUGCAUAACCCCUAUGUAUAUGGUAGCCCACAACAUCCGCAACCACCCCCGCCACCAGCUGCCCAGCGAUCCCGCGGUCCACCCCUCCCGACUGCGUCGAUUGUCCACCCUAUCCAGACCGACCUCUCCUCGACAUCUGGUCCCGAUACACCGCUCUCUGGUGCUGCCGGUGCCGCUCGCAAGAGGCCAAAGUACACCAGGUCUAAAAAGGGAUGCCUCACUUGUCGAUCCAAAAAGAUCAAGUGCGACGAGCGCAAGCCCAUCUGUACUCGCUGUGAACACGGCCAUCGAGAGUGCACAUGGCCCGAGGCAGUCCUCCCACGUCGCCCCAAAGGGGCAGUCAGAGGUGUAGGGAACGAAGACGACGAAAACGAAGAAGACGACGACCAGCGCAGAAUGUCCAUCCCCGGGUCCGCCGUGUCGACUGGAUUCCCUCCUUCGUCUACCACUUCGUCCCAUUUCCCCGGUCUGGGUUCCAGCUCACCCUUUGAGCCUGCCCCGGGACGCCGAGACGUCUUCGAUUCAGACGUCUAUCCGGUGGGAUCCCAGUUUUCAAUGCCCGCCAUCCCUGCCACCGCGCGUUCAUUCUAUCCCCGAGCGCCAGCAGGCGAGUUUUAUCCUCUCCCGACGCUCAAUGGUCAACCUAUGGAGGAUUACGAGUUUCCACCGCGGCAGGCUUUCCCAACUGGUUCGGCACCUGCACGCAGUGGCUAUCCAAACAACGGGUCGCUCUUCCCCGCCGGUCCCAACGUGUCUUCGUACAAUAACGACCUUCGACGUGCGAGUUGGGACUCGAGUGCACCGACAGAUGGCCGAAGACCGAGCUGGGAUGCGCACGCCUCAUCAGUCUCUUCUCCCGCCAGUUCAUCCCUCGGCCUAGCCAGAGGUGGCGCAGGAAGUGGCAGUGGCCAUGGUAGCGUGGCUGCAGGAAGCAGCUCUGGAAAUACCGCAUCAGGCGGUGGCGCCGUUGUCGUCGGUGGCCCAGGUGCAGGCGGAGCAGCUCCAGGCGGGUUGAUGCUCCUUCACUCACCCGACCCACUCUCCCCAUUCUUCCGAUCGGUACAAGAACGUAAUUUGGUGGGCAACCUUUCUUCUUUUGCUCCCCCUGCCAUCCCUAGCCUUCCGCUCUCCCUGUCACCUCCUUCCUAUUCGUCCUUUUCUCCCUCGUCCUCGUCCGUUGCUCCCUCUCUCUCCUACUCGACCUCGGAUGCUGUUGCCGCCACCUUGCAAGGAGAGCAUCUCGCCUCGUCGCCCGUCCUCAGCAGUGCAUCGAGCGCAGACUUUGGCAUGACCGAAACAGGGAUCCCAUACCGCAAGAGCUCCUUUCCUCAUUUGUUCUCGCCAUUAACCAUGGAUAUGGCUCCUGUGGCCCCCGUUUCUGUUCAAGGUGUCGAUCUCCAUGCUCCCUCUGUCGACCUGCUUGCACUCGCAACGACGACACCCACUGCAGCAGAAGGAGGCGCAGGCGUUGCUGAAUGGCUCACUGCGCCCAGCGCCCCCACCAAGGGCGUACUCGACUUGUACAGACCUUUGCCCCUACUCGACCAGGACGAGUAUGUGUCAUGGAACGCAUGUGCAUAA